This is a messenger RNA of Piliocolobus tephrosceles (Ugandan red Colobus), 1745 nucleotides long. RefSeq lists its product as uncharacterized. The record is from RefSeq and is a predicted model, not a curated record. Lineage: Eukaryota; Metazoa; Chordata; Mammalia; Primates; Cercopithecidae. The transcript has 2 exons. The coding region runs from base 626 to 1579 and encodes 317 amino acids.
AGCCCCGCCCCGUCCUCCUUCAGAAGAAGAGGGCACAAGGUUUUGGCGUCCAGAACAUCAACCCUACAAGUGUUUGGAUGACCUGUGGACGAUCACACCGGGACAAUCCCAGACCUCUCCCAGCUGGAGGUAACAGUUCUUGCCUUGCUUUCAUUAUUGCCAUUCACUCACUCAUUCACUCAUACAUUCACUGCAGGGUGGCAUGUAAAGUAUCAGAAACACAAAAAUGAGAACAUGUGGAGUCUCUGCCUUCGUGGUCCUCAGCCCGACAGCUGAGUGGGAAGAUGGAGGAAAACUGUUCCAGUUAAGCAAGAAGAAACCGAAGCUGCACAGCAGGGGCCACCCAACUGGUGUUGCCACACUGGCCUGACGAAACCCUGACCCGAAACGGAAGGAUCUGUCCUCUUGGUUCAUGCGAAUCACCUUCUUACGUAGGUCAGUGUAGGGUUUCUGCUGGGGUUCUGGAAAUACAUAACAAAGCUCCUAGCUCUGGUAUCUAUUAGGUUUUGCUGCUACAAGGUAGUUUAGGCACCCAGAAAUGAGGUCUGCAGGCUGAUUUCAGGAGACUGGAAUCAGGUCCCAGAGAUGGCCCCCGAAGUGGGAUCCUGGGGCUCCCCUCUCCCCCAUGCCGGCCUUGUCCUUAGGCCCCCAUGGUGCUGAGAUGGCUGCUGCAGCUCACCAAGACCUGAGUCCAGAGCAAUGGUGCUGCUUCAGCCUGAGUCCUUGGGGUCACUCUGAUUUGACCAGGUUGGGCCCCGAGCACCCCCUGAUCCCAUUGCUGUGGCUGUGGGCAUUGGAUGUCCUGAUCGGCCAGCACUGGGUCCCACGCCCCAUGCCUGCCGUCAGAACUCCCCAGAACACGUGUACAGGAGGGUCCCCAAACGGGGACUGGGCACCAAGUGAUCCUCCAGUGUGCCCCUCACAGAUGCUGGCUGGGACCCGCAGUCCUGCCCGGCCAUGCUGCUGUAAGGACUGCAGAACUAGCAGCCAUCACCACACAGAAGCAGGGAGGGACGCCCUGGGCUACCCUCAGGGAAGCAGCACAUCCCCCACGCACUUCCCAUCUGAGGGACAGGCGGGGACGGUCACCGCAGCUCUGGUUUCUGGCCUUCGUGACAUCUUCCCUUGCAGGUUCUGGGCAUGUCUCACCCUGUCUCUGUCCCCUCUGCCGUGGGGCCCCUGCCCAGAGCUCACCUAUUUCGAACGGACAUGCUGCUCCUUUUGCCACCUUGUGCUGUCACCAACCCUGCGUGGUUCCUGCAUGCUGCUGGUGACAACCUGCAAAUCUCCAACUCCUGUACCUCAAGUGGUCCUGAAAUCCUAUUUGACUUCCCCAAAACACUUACAUUCCUGGGAGUGUGACACAGCUUGGAGGGAGGACUCAGGCAGGGGACAGGAGAGAAGACAAAUGAAGCAUCAGGCUCUGGUGUCCUCAAAGACCCUCCCCUCCUGGUAUCUCCCACGCAGGGGUGAGUUCCUUCCCCUCCAGUGGGCUGCCGGGAAGGUUGGGGGACUCUUCCCAGACCGCUUGGGAGUCUAUGAAAUGCGCUCAUCCUGCCCACCGCUGUCUCUCCCAUGAGGUCCGCAGACCCUCUUGCAAAUGGAAUGCACUGGCUUGCUCAGACACACUUAUACUUGCAACAGGCAUGUGGCUGUCCUCGGUUCAGGGCCCUCACUUACCCCAGCCCUCCCCUCCUCAAAGAACACACACAGCACGAUGCCGGGGCCCACAAACCCCUACACCC